UAUUCUAUAUAAAAUAAAUCCCUCCAAAUUCUUACCUCUCAUCUCCAGAAUCUUCUUCUACUACUACUACGGCUAGGGUUUUCAUUUCUCCGUUCUCGCUCGCCGGUACUGAUUUGUCGGAGUACGGUGGUUGUUGGAUCUGCCGAUGGCGGAGGAGGAGGAGGAGAGGAACGGCGGUGAUCGGAGUGAGACGAGUGACUACACAUCGGAGGAUGAAGGUACUGAAGAUUACAGGCGUGGAGGUUAUCACGCUGUUCGAUUCGGAGAUACAUUCAAACAUGGACGAUAUGUAGUACAGAGUAAACUUGGUUGGGGACAUUUCUCCACUGUUUGGCUCGCAUGGGAUACGCAAAAAUCUAGGUAUGUUGCUCUAAAAGUUCAAAAGAGUGCUCAGCACUAUAUGGAAGCGGCUAUGGAUGAGAUUACCAUAUUAAAGCAGAUUGCAGAGGGAGAUCCAGACGAUAAGAAGUGUGUGGUGAAGCUAUUGGAUCACUUUAAGCAUUCCGGUCCCAAUGGCCAGCAUGUUUGUAUGGUAUUCGAAUACUUGGGAGAUAAUCUUUUGACUCUAAUUAAGUACUCAGACUAUCGAGGGCUAUCGAUUCACAAGGUUAAAGAAAUUUGCUUCCAUAUUUUAGUGGGUUUGGAUUAUUUACAUCGUCAGCUUUCUAUUAUCCACACGGACUUGAAGCCAGAAAAUAUUUUGCUAUUAUCAAUGAUUGAUCAAAGUAAAGAUCCAACAAAGUCAGCCGUUCCCCUUAUUCUCCCUUCGAGUAAAAGUAAGAUUCUCUCCGAAUCUGGGGCUUCUAUGGAAGUAAAGGUUUUAAAUGGUGACCUGACUAAGAACCAGAAAAAGAAAAUUCGGAAGAAGGCUAAGCGAGCAGCUCAAAGAUGUACGGACAAGGAAGCUUCUGAGGAAACAGAACAAGAUAAUGAAGCCAGUAGUCCUGAAAAGUCUAAUUCUGAUGAGAAACCUAAUAAAGACUCGGUUAAAGGGAAGACUAAUACUAAAGCAAGUGAGGAUGGCUCAACAACAGACGAAGCAAGGGAUGGACAGCAGAGAAUUCAAAGACCUAAAAGAGGCAGUCGAUCCACGAGGCAGAAACUAUUGACUGAUGUGGACCUUACGUGCAAAUUAGUUGACUUUGGCAAUGCAUGCUGGACGUAUAAACAGUUCACAAGUGAUAUCCAGACAAGACAGUAUAGAUGUCCUGAGGUUAUCCUAGGCUCUAAAUAUUCUACUUCAGCUGAUCUUUGGUCCUUUGCUUGCAUUUGCUUUGAGCUUGCCACUGGUGAUGUUCUUUUUGAUCCACACAGUGGUGACAAUUAUGACAGGGACGAGGAUCACUUGGCCCUUAUGAUGGAGCUUCUUGGAAUGAUGCCACGCAAGAUUGCCUUAGGUGGGCGUUAUUCACGAGAAUUCUUCAACCGAUAUGGAGACCUGAGACAUAUCAGACGGUUGCGGUUCUGGCCUAUAAAUAAAGUGCUUAGGGAAAAGUAUGAGUUCAGUGAACAAGAUGCUCAUGACCUGACCGACUUCCUUGUUCCAAUACUUGAGUUUGUACCUGAGAAAAGACCUACUGCAGCUCAAUGUCUCAGUCAUCCGUGGAUCACUGGACGCCCUCGUGAUCUUUCUCCUUCUACAACUAAUUCUACAUCCCAAGCAACUGAAAAUGGUGUCUUGGAGAAGAAGAGGGAGAAAGAUGAGAGGGAGGCAAUGGAAGCUGGAGUAGGCAAUAUUGUGAUUGAUGGAACCCCAAAGCCAGUCAAGGUUUUUCAAUCCGUAAACCCAGCAAAGCAGAGUUAACUGAUUCAGCCAUGAUUACCCCGAAGGCAAAGUGAACUUGUGCAGUAGCGAGAGAUUGGAGUUGAUUUCAGCGAGGGAAACUGUAUUUUAUGGUUGAAGGCUUUUGCUGACAUUUAUCCAUUAAACUGUGCAGUCGUGAGAAUUCUUGUUGCUGAUUGAAUUUUCCUCUUACAUUUAAUUGCCGCAUAUUUUCUGUUUCUAAAAAAAUUAGUGUCCAGCAUGAUAGUAAUCGGGAGAAGAAGAUGAGAAUACAAACCACAAACUUAACACGAUAAUUUGAAUCAAAAGGGGUUCAAAUAUCAAUACAUAAAUUGGUUAUUGUCCACACUUGGCUUGGAAAGGAGAAUGAUAAUUCAAAUAAGCCAGUUGAACUCUCUCAAAGGGUACCCCUUUGUUCAACUGAGUGGUGGUGGUGUGAUUAUUUCUGAUAGAUUUUCGGUGCAAGUAAAAGCUUUUAUGGAGGCAAUACCUUUUAUUUCAGAAUGUGGAAGUAACUUAUAGUGGGAGAUGAUACUACACUA
Messenger RNA from Solanum dulcamara, 2325 nucleotides. RefSeq lists its product as uncharacterized. The transcript is spliced from 5 exons. Lineage: Eukaryota; Viridiplantae; Streptophyta; Magnoliopsida; Solanales; Solanaceae. Gene Ontology annotation, molecular function: protein kinase activity; ATP binding. The record is from RefSeq and is a predicted model, not a curated record. Gene Ontology annotation, biological process: spliceosomal complex assembly; protein phosphorylation; regulation of mRNA processing. Bases 146 to 1804 code for a protein of 552 amino acids.